Molecule: messenger RNA, 655 nt
Organism: Saprolegnia parasitica CBS 223.65
Lineage: Eukaryota; Oomycota; Saprolegniomycetes; Saprolegniales; Saprolegniaceae
Exons: 3
Coding region: 16-603 (195 amino acids)
Source: RefSeq, a predicted model, not a curated record
GGUAAACUGCCAAGCAUGAGCGGGAAGGUGGAAGCCGUGACACAGCCGCCGCUGCCGCCCGAGAUCGAAGGAUACCUCUACAAGAUGAAGCGGCAAACAGGCCUGAGCAACCUCACGGGCAGCUGGAACCGGCGCUGGUUCUACAUCGACAAGAGACACAAGGCGUUUGGCUACGCUAUCAACAACACGCAGCCGCGCAUGAAGAAUGCGAUCUUCCUCAACGACAUUACGGCGGUCGUUGUCUUUGACGAAUAUUGCUUCCAGGUCGAGGCCAAGAGCCGCAAGUUCUUCCUCAAGGCCGAGAGCAAAACGAGUGCUGCGUGCUGGGUCAAGACGCUCGACGCGUACCGCACGCAGCAGCUCCUGUACGAGAAGCACUUGGCGUCGACGCCGAUCGUGGCACCGGCCAAGACAAUGCACCAAGGCCCGGAAGAGGCCUCGCCGCCGCGCGAGGCCAAGCACACGAAUCAGCGCAGAAGUAGCAGUAGCAGCAAGCGCCGCGCCGAGGCCAAGCGAAGGAGCUACGACGACGACGAUGACGUCGAGUCGACGCCGGUGCAGGCGUGGAGCAUGACGUCCGACGACUCGGACGACGACAAGUAAGACAGCAAAGCUGUAUAAACCAUGGAUACAUCAAUAUAUAUUUGUACAUGGC